This is a messenger RNA of Triticum dicoccoides, 1878 nucleotides long. RefSeq lists its product as uncharacterized. Lineage: Eukaryota; Viridiplantae; Streptophyta; Magnoliopsida; Poales; Poaceae. The record is from RefSeq and is a predicted model, not a curated record. The coding region runs from base 424 to 1563 and encodes 379 amino acids. The transcript has 3 exons.
GCAGAGAAAUUAGAGAGAGAGAAGACAGACACCACCGGCUGUGGUAAUCAGGCAGGCACGCUCAAUCAGUGGGAAUAAGUUGAUGAUCUGUCGUCUCUAAGCCGCCACGACGCGCCAUCCUCCCAUCAUGGUCUUCCUCCCCCCUCCCUCUUAAAAGCCCCCGCUUCCUUGCUUCCUGCUUCUUCAGCUUCAAUUCCCCGCCCGCUCCGUCCACCACCACCACCGCCCAAGAGAGAGAGGCAUCCAGUCCCUGCCGUGCCAACUCGCAGCCGCAUCGCCAUCCAGAUUCUAGACCCGCAGCAAGCGUCGGAUCAAACCUCCCUCUAGUAUUUCAAGAGGGCUCUCCUCGCCGGCGGCGCAGUUCAAAGACAGAGACAGAGAGAGUGAGAGAGAGAGAGAGAGAGCCGCCAGAUAGACAGAUAGAUGUUGGGCGGCGGCAAGAUGAAGGGGGACGCGGUUAGCGGCGGCAGCAGCAGCAUUAGCCCCAUGGUGUCCUUCGUGCUGGGCGCCGCCGCGGCCACCGUCUGCGUCCUCUUCUUCAUGUCCGCCAGCCCCGGCCGCAGCCUCGUCGACAUCGCCGCAUGGAGCCACAACAACGGCACCGCCACCCAGCACCACCACCUGCGCUCCGUCGCCGACGCUGCCGACGCCGCCCACAACGCCACCGCCAUCGCCGUUGCCGCUCCAGCACCCGCCCCCGUCCAGCAGGCGUCGCCGUACGGGGACCUGGAGGAGGUGCUGGCGCGGGCGGCGACGGCGGACCGGACGGUGAUCAUGACGCAGAUCAACGCGGCGUGGACCAAGCCGGGGUCGCUGCUGGACCUCUUCUUCGAGAGCUUCCGGACCGGGGAGGGCGGCGUGGCGCGCCUGCUCGAGCACCUCGUCAUCGUCACCAUGGACCCGGCCGCGUACGCGGGGUGCCAGCUCGUGCACCCGCACUGCUACUUCCUGCGCACCACCGGCGUCGACUACCGCGGCGAGAAGUUCUUCAUGAGCAAGGACUACCUCGAGAUGAUGUGGGGCCGCAACAAGUUCCAGCAGACCAUCCUCCAGCUCGGAUACAACUUCCUCUUCACGGACGUGGACGUGAUGUGGUUCCGUGACCCGUUCAAGCACAUCUCCAUGGGGGCGGACAUCGCCAUCUCCAGCGACGUCUUCAUGGGCGACCCCUACAGCCUCGGCAACUUCCCCAACGGCGGCUUCCUCUUCGUGCGCUCCUGCAACAAGACCAUCGAGUUCUACCGCCACUGGCAGGCCGGCCGCUACCGCUUCUUCGGCAAGCACGAGCAGGACGUGUUCAACCUCAUCAAGCACGACAUGACGGACCGCCUCGGCGUCGCCAUCCAGUUCCUCGACACCACCUACAUCAGCGGCUUCUGCCAGCUCAGCAGGGACCUCAACAAGAUCUGCACGCUGCAUGCGAAUUGCUGCGUCGGGCUCGGGGCCAAGCUCCAUGAUUUGAGGAAUGUGCUGGACGUGUGGAGGAACUACACGGCGGCGCCGGUGCCCGACAAGAGGGCCGGCAAGUUCCAGUGGAAGGUACCCGGGAUAUGCAUCCACUGAUCGGACUGAUGGAUGAAUGCGUCCUGCAAUUGCUUCCAUGCAUUUGGUUGCCCAUUCUUUCUGCUCUUCGUGCUUUGCCUUCUUCUCGUGGAAAGAGAGGGAGGGGAUUGGGAGGGGUAGCAUCGAUCGAUUGAUUCAUUUUGUGAAAUCAUUUCAGCUACUAUAUAUGUACACAAACAUAUAUACACAGAGUAGUAGUACCCCAGUAUGCGUGCAGCACAUGCAUGCAUGUAUGCUGGUCCUGGCCGACUCUCCCUGGCCUGGCCUGUAAUUAAAGAUGAAUGAGUAAAGCAGUAGCUUGUUUAUGCAGCACAA